AAUUUGAAUGCACACCUCCCGCUCCUGUUGUCGCUCUCGAUUCCGAAGCCCUCGCUGCGCUCAUCCGCAAACCCAUCGAUCGCGUCCUCCGAUGGCGGCCAAGGAAGAAUGGAGCAUCUCCGAUUUCGAAAUCGGGAAAUUCAUCGGCGAAGGAAAGUUCGGCAAAGUCUACCUCGCGAGAGAGAAACAGAGUGGAUACGUCGUGGCACUGAAGGUGAUCUUCAAGGCGAAGCUGGAGAAGUACCGAUCCCACGCCCAUCUCCGGCGGGAGAUCGAGAUCCAGCACGGCUUGAACCACCCGAACGUGCUCCGCCUCUUCGCCUGGUUCCACGACGAGACCCGCGUCUUCUUGGUCUUGGAGUAUGCGGCGCGGGGCGAGCUCUACAAGCUCCUCAAGAGCCUCCACCACUUCUCCGAGAAGCGGGCCGCCACGUAUGUAUCGAGCCUUGCGGGAGCGCUGGCGUAUUGCCACGAGAAGCAUGUGAUCCACAGGGACAUCAAGCCGGAGAACCUGUUGCUGGAUAUUGAGGGUCGACUAAAAAUUGCAGAUUUUGGGUGGGCGGUGCAGUCGAAUGCAAAGAGGCACACCAUGUGUGGUACCAUCGACUAUCUUGCCCCAGAAAUGGUAGAGAAGAAGGAACAUGACCAUGCGGUUGACAAUUGGACUCUGGGCAUUCUCUGCUAUGAGUUCCUGUAUGGGGUCCCACCGUUUGAAGCCGAAGACGAGUACGGUACAUUCAGGAGGAUAAUGAAAGUUGACUUGAAGUUUCCUUCCAGUCCUGCUGUUUCUGUUGAAGCCAAGGAUCUUAUCUGCAAACUUCUGGUGAAGGAUUCAUCCAAGAGGCUGUCUCUUCAAAAGAUCCUGAAGCACCCUUGGAUCGUCACGCAUGCAGAUCCAUCUGGCAGUUGCUGCGACUGAGGUGAGGUGGUCGUAUUCCAAACGGCAUGGAUAUACAUCAACAAUCGUAGAAUUCAUCAGCACCGACAGAUGGUCUUGGAGGAUACUUACGUAUCAUGUUUGGAUUGAUGUAAUUGACGACAUCUGUGAACCAGAAGAUGUGAUCCAUAUGCUUACAUCUGUUUGGAUGAAGUGCUUACAUCUCUGUUUCUGAACCAGAAGAUGUGAUCCAUAUCACCAGCAAAUCUUAAUAAUCGGUUGGUCAAAAAGUAUGUAUCUCAACACUCUUUCAGGAUUAUGCAGCUGGAUGUGUAUGUAUCACCAACAAACAAACAGCUGCCCCUUUGGGACUAAUCACAUUGUGUGCUUUCCUGUGUUCUCUGCUCAAAUGUGAUGUGGACUAAUUCCUUGCAAUCUAAUUGUCUUAAUGCCAAACCUCAGCCAAUUAAUCUGAUUGUCUUAA
Molecule: messenger RNA, 1361 nt
Organism: Musa acuminata subsp. malaccensis (wild Malaysian banana)
Lineage: Eukaryota; Viridiplantae; Streptophyta; Magnoliopsida; Zingiberales; Musaceae
Product: serine/threonine-protein kinase Aurora-3
Biological process (GO): protein phosphorylation; mitotic spindle organization; regulation of cytokinesis
Cellular component (GO): spindle midzone; spindle pole centrosome; chromosome passenger complex
Molecular function (GO): ATP binding; protein kinase activity
Source: RefSeq, a predicted model, not a curated record